ACUAUUUGUUCAUCUGGGUCUAACUGAGUUGGUGUCAAAUUAGUCUUUUUCUUGUCAAAGUUUGUUGCUUUGACUUUUAACCACUUCCUUUGGUGGACUGUGUUCUCGUUUUGCGUGUUUUUGAGCUUUUGGGUACCCUUGAUAUUGCCAAAGUGUGCUCCUUUUUUAAAGAUAUUGUUGUUUCUUUGUUGCUGCAGCUGAAGGGUUUCUUGUGAUUUUUGUUUUUCUGUUUUGUGUUUUUCUGAUUGGAAUUCACUUCACGCUUUACCAGGGGUUUUAUAAUUUGUUGAGAAGCAGGGAAAUUUGAUGGUGUGAUGGUGUGGGAAUGAUGCAUGGGAAGUAGAAUUAGGGUUGGUGUUGAAGAUGAGAAGGGAGCCCAAAGAGGGAUGCCGAGCUUCAAUUCCGAGUUACCAAUUUCCAAUUCAUGCUAUACAGAAGGGAACGCAAUUGAUACUUUUCAUGUUUCUGACUUUGGAGCAUUUGGUCAAUCAUAUCGCUUAGAGGAUGCUGUUGAUCUGAGUGGAAAUCCAGACUCGGUUUUUAACUCGCUAAAAGUAAGUGGCCAAACAAUUUCUCCUGGCCCUGUUCGUAUUAGUGCUCUCGAUAAGUUGCCAACGUCUCUUGAUAAUAGCCCAUUGACGAACCAAACACAGCUAUAUAGGUUGCGAUUAACAAAGCUUCAAUCAUCAAAUCUCGGCAGUGGUACCAUAUUAAGUGGUCAUACAGAAAACCAGGAAGAGUCUGUCAUGGCCGAUGCCAGUCCAAGGACCGAUAUUUCAACAGAUGUUGACACCGAUGACAAGAAUCAGCGGUUCGAUCAAAAUCAAUCCCUUGUUGCAGUGGGUUCCGACUCCAGUGACCGAUCAAAGGAUAAAUCAGAUCAGAAGACUCUCCGCAGGCUCGCUCAGAAUCGUGAGGCGGCAAGAAAAAGUCGGUUGAGAAAAAAAGCGUAUGUCCAACAGUUGGAAAGUAGUCGUUUGAAGCUGACUCAACUAGAGCAAGAGCUUCAGCGCGCCAGGCAACAGGGAGUCUUCAUAUCAAGCUCUGGCGAACAAACACAUUCAUUGAGUGGAAAUGGGGCCAUGCAAUUUGAUGCAGAAUACGCGAGGUGGCUGGAAGAGCAGAAUCGACAAAUUAACGAGCUGAGAGCAGCUGUAAAUUCUCAUGCAAGUGAUACUGAACUUCGCAUGAUUGUUGAUGGUAUAUUGGCGCAUUAUGAUGAGAUUUUUAGGCUGAAAGGUGUUGCGGCUAAGGCUGAUGUUUUUCAUUUGUUAUCUGGCAUGUGGAAAACACCUGCUGAGAGGUGUUUUUUGUGGCUUGGUGGUUUUCGGUCGUCUGAACUCCUCAAGCUUCUGGUAAGUCAAUUGGAACCUCUCACAGAGCAGCAAUUGAUGGGUAUUACCAACUUGCAACAAUCCUCCCAACAAGCAGAAGAUGCAUUGUCUCAAGGCAUGGAAGCAUUACAACAGUCCCUCGCGGAGACGUUGUCGACUGGUGCACCUUCCUCAUCUGGCUCUUCAGGGAAUGUGGCAAAUUACAUGGGUCAAAUGGCUAUGGCCAUGGGUAAGCUUGGGACACUUGAGGGCUUCAUUCGACAGGCUGACAAUCUGCGCCAGCAGACUCUACAACAAAUGCACCGAAUAUUGACAACACGUCAAUCGGCUCGUGCACUCCUUGCUAUACAUGAUUACUUUUCGCGGCUGCGUGCUCUCAGCUCUCUCUGGCUGGCCCGUCCAAGAGAUUAAUGAGUGUAGUGAAUUAGUCUGUCACAUUUAAAUCACCAUCAAUACUUUGGUCACCAUAAGUUUUGUUCUUAACAAGUGUUCUUGGUGUUGUGGUUGUAGUAUUUUUAAUACUGAUAUUGGUGUUUCCUAGUGUUCACAUAGUCUAGGAAUGGAAAUGGAGACAACAGGCAUUUAUGGUAUAUCUGUUACUAAUAAUAUUGUCCAUUGUAACUGGUGUAAUGGAUAUGUUUUUUCACAUAAAGGUAGUUUGGGGUAUAUGCUAUAUUUUUUGGUAAAUCAAGUAUCCCCACACA
Molecule: messenger RNA, 2038 nt
Organism: Cicer arietinum (chickpea)
Lineage: Eukaryota; Viridiplantae; Streptophyta; Magnoliopsida; Fabales; Fabaceae
Source: RefSeq, a predicted model, not a curated record